Messenger RNA from Coturnix japonica (Japanese quail), 1740 nucleotides. Lineage: Eukaryota; Metazoa; Chordata; Aves; Galliformes; Phasianidae. The record is from RefSeq and is a predicted model, not a curated record.
UAAUAUUCACAGGGUAGCAUAAGAGCUGGCAGUUGGUAUGCUCUCUAAAGAAGUAAAACACAUGCUUCAGAGAGUUCCUUAAGAGAACAGCCUAUUUCCUCAGUGACAGAUUUGUUUGUGGCAACCAUAGACAAUAGUAUGCUUAAAUUCCUGUACUAUAAGUAGCCUUCACCUAAUAGAUUGAAUGUCACACUGAUUCAAAUGGCAUCCUUCACUAUUGCUAUCACUUCAUGAUAUCAAAGUUUUGUUAAACUUAAGUAACUGCAGCUUUCUGCGAGGAAAUUUUGCAAUAGCAAAGCCACAGAAAACUUCAUAGAAAACUCCAAAUGCAGUACAGUACUUCGAGCUUAUGAUCAUGUCUACUGAAAGAAACAGAAAGAAGGCAGAAGACAACAUUAUAUAAGGAUUCAUUUGAAAACUCCCCAGAUCGCCAAAGGGUCUGCCAGUAGAUGAUCAUACUACUAACUGCUUACUUCAGAUGUAACCAAUACACUGUCCUUUCCUAUCAAGAAUCCAAGGUUAUCACAGUGUCUACAUACUCGAUGAUGGAGCCUUUCAGAGGACACUUGAGUCUCAAAAGUAGCCUUUUUUCUCCUGGAUCUUCCUGCAAGCUCUCCAAUCAGUACAUCAUUCAAGAUCACAUGGCUGCUCAUUACAAGAAACUGAUGGAUGCCAAAGCUGCUGUUGAUUCAUCUGCACCAAAGAGUUUGCAUUCCAGUGUUAAAUACAACGAUCAGCAGAAAAGAGAAAAACUGAUGCAAACCUUUGAGAAAUACAAGAAAGAUCUCAUUCAUGGUCUUCAUGCCACAUCAUUCAGCUCCAGAAUUGUCUCUCUAGGCCAGCAGAAGAUGAGGUGUUCACUGCUGGAAAAUGGUCACCUACAUUUGACACCUGCGCAGAACAGCUAUUCCAGGACAGAGAGAGUGCAGCCUCCCUCUGUAUCUUUUCAGAUGCUCAGUUCAAGAACUCAGUUGCCAGCCUCUUCUGCAAGGAAGACUGCUCAGCAUAGUUUAUGCCAGAAUCAUGUUCCUGCCUUUGGUAAAGACAGGUCAUCUGCUUUGCAGCUCCAACAGUCUCAUUUGCAUUUAAACAAUCACAACAGGAAGAAGGCAUUUCAAAACUCCUCUAACAAAACAUACUCUGGGGACCUCCUUGACAAACACUCCAUUUGCUUCACAGGAAAAAAACGUUUUACCCCACAAAUCUUAAAGACAUCACAGCAAUCUUUUCUCUUGAAGCACAGGUGCUAUAAUCCUCCUCCCCCAAAAAAGAGCUCGUCUCCUGGCAGACUGUCACUUAAAUCAGCUGAUGGCAAUAAUGAAAACAAAACGGAGUUACACAGUUUUUUAGAAGAUGCACAUAUGAGGCCGCACUCAGAUGACUUCUCUACGUGGACAGCUGAGAACUGUGAAUUAUGGAUUCCUAAUUCUGAAAUGCCACUUUUUCUGGGACCACAAGAAAAAGAAGAAGAGUGUCUUCUUUUUCUUCAGGAUCUCACAAAUGACAUUUUGAGUGGAAGUUGUUACCAGGAAGAGGUGUUAGAAGAUGUAUUUGAAAUGCAUAUUAAAAGUAAGAGGCAUAACCUUGAUGAGGUAAUGCGGAGAAGAAUAGUUCAAAGCCUAAAGAAAGAACUGAAUGCAACUCAGCCAGAUCCUUCCAGCAGCAGUAACAGCACACAGCAAAAGGACACCAGCAUUCUGGCAAAAUACUUUUAGCCUACAACUUAUGACAUUCCAAAAA